Ceutorhynchus assimilis (cabbage seed weevil) is the source of this 1527-nucleotide messenger RNA. The record is from the annotation of a GenBank genome assembly. Lineage: Eukaryota; Metazoa; Arthropoda; Insecta; Coleoptera; Curculionidae.
CAAAAAAUGAUAAAUGGUUUGUUUAUGUAUUUUGAUUUUUUUGAACACGUAAUCAUAUUCCUUUAAAAAACUAAAUUAUUAAUUAAUAAUUCUAAUUAAAAAUAUUAACAAAAUAAACAUGGAUACUCUCUAUAAUCAAACCAAUAAGUUGAUACAACAAACUCAGCAAAGAUUCAAAUUAUUAGAAGGUAACAUUCCAAAUGCAUUAGAAAUUGAAGCACAAAUUAGUGAGGAUAUUAAGCAAAUUCAAAGCAAUUGCGAAAAAAUCGACCUAUAUGUCUACAAACAACCCCUAGAACACCGCCAACACGCAAAAAUGCGCAGCGACCAGCUCAAAUAUGACAACCGGCACCUGCAAGCAGCCCUAGAAGCAGCCCAGCAACGCAGACUUCGGCGAGAAACCGCUGUAACCGAACGAGAACAACUUUUGAAUCGCAGAUUCGCACCCAAUCCAGAUAUAACUGCAAUUAACAUGGACUAUUCAUUGCAACAGCAAAAUUCCUUGCACAACGUCCAUAGAGGGGUUGAUGAAAUGUUGUAUACUGGAGCUAACACUUUGGAAUCUUUAAGGACUCAAAGGUCAACACUUAAAGGGGCUCAUAAGAGGAUUAUGGAUAUGGCUAAUGUUUUGGGUAUUAGUAAUCAUACAAUGAGGCUUAUUGAAAAGAGAGCUUCUGAAGACAAAUUUGUUUUCAUUGGAGGAGUGGUUGUUACUUUUGUGGUUAUAGUUUUAGUUAUUUUUUAUUUGGCUUAAAAAUAUUGUCUUUUUUUUUUAAAUAUAUUUUAUAUUUAUUUUGAUAUGGGUAUUUGAUUUUAUUUAGGCCCGGUUUAUUCAUCUUGAGAUAAACUUGCUGGUAAUUAUUUGCAUAAUGCUAUAAGUCAAAUUGUAGGAUUGCAUACCUGACAGUUUAUCAGAAGGUGACUGAACCUUAGGCUAGGAUUACAUAAUUAUCAGGACAAUUUGAAAAAAAAAAAUACUUUAUUGAUUACCUAUUGACAAAUUAUGGAAUAGCCAAAGCAUCGUUUUGCAAUUCGUGACUCAACUGAGUUUGCAAAUUGGACAAUUUCUCCUUCAACAUGGCCACCCCCAUUAUGACGAUAUUUUCAGGUUUCAGUUGCCCGGCAGCUUCUACAUUGUAGAAGAACUUGUUGGGUUUCAGCUCCCAAUUAUAGGCAGCUUCAUUGAUCAUCAUCCAAUUCAGUGUAUUCACUUUUGGGCCAUUCGUCAGGCUUGGGAAAUAAGGUGUGCCUCAUAGCAUUGUCAGGGUCGUAUUCAAAGGCAACACCGCAAGUUGGGUUCCAUUUGGCGUGCUCCUUACCAAAGCCCUUUUUGGCGUAAGCCCUUACUUUUAAUUCCUGCCCUUUUCGCAACUUAAUUAUCAAAAUUUCAUCGGUUUCUCCGUAUUCAGCAGAAUCGUCAUCCCGAUGUUUGGAGGUCGCUGGAAUCACUCUGGGGUCGCUGGAUUUCAAAUCAGCGGUUGUUACAUGCCUGGUUUGAUCGUCAGUACAUUUUACGUCAAGGGUGAA